CACCGUUUUCCCCAUCCCCUCCUAUUAUUCUUAUUCUUUUGAGUAUUCAUCAUUGUCAAGCCGCCAAAGUGGAGAGUGUGAUUGCAGAAGGGGGUGCUUCUCGUUUCAGUGCUUCUUCGGGGGGAGGAGGUGGUAGGGGCGCACCUCAGCACUAUCCCAAGACUGUCGGCAACAGCGAGUUCCUGGGGAAAACCCCAGGGCAAAGCGUUCAGAGAUGGGUUCCUUCACGAAGCACUAGACGAGAUGUCAACUCCAGCAACGAAAAAGAGCGACACGAUGGAAUCUUCAGGAAAGUGAGAGGCAUACUCAACAAACUCACGCCUGAGAAGUUUGACAAGCUAUGCCUUGAGCUCCUGAACGUGGGCGUAGAUUCAAAACUCGUCCUUAAAGGAAUCAUCUUGCUGAUUGUAGACAAAGCCCUAGAAGAGCCGAAGUAUAGCUCGCUCUAUGCUCAGCUAUGUCUGCGUUUGGCAGAGGACGCACCAAACUUUGAUGGCCCUUCAUCUGAGAUCCAAACAUCCCAAAAGCAGAGCACAACCUUCAGAAGACUGCUGAUUUCCAAACUUCAAGAUGAAUUUGAAAACCGUACCAGAAAUGUUGAAAUCUAUGACAAACAUGACAACCCUCUUACUUCUGAGGAGGAGGAGCAGCGUUCCAUUGCCAAGGUCAAGAUGCUUGGCAACAUUAAAUUCAUCGGGGAACUUGGCAAACUCGACCUCAUCCACGAAUCUAUCCUUCAUAAGUGCAUCAAAACACUUCUGGAAAAGAAGAAGAGAGUCCAGCUCAAGGAUAUGGGGGAGGAUCUGGAGUGCCUCUGUCAGAUAAUGAGAACAGUGGGGCCGAGACUCGACCAUGAUAAAGCAAAGUCUUUAAUGGAUCAGUAUUUUGGCCGUAUGCGAUCCUUAAUGAACAACAAGGAGUUGCCCGCUAGGAUCCGCUUCUUGCUGCAAGACACAGUGGAACUGCGAGAAAACAACUGGGUCCCCCGCAAGGCUUUCAUCGACAACGGACCAAAGACGAUUCACCAGAUCCGUCAGGAUGCAGUGAAAGUGAGUGCGGAUUUGGGUGGUUUCAUCCCAGCACCCAUGUCUCAGGGGAUGAGGAUGGACUUCUUCCUGGAAAGCCCCUUCAUGCCCAACAGAAUGAAACUUGACAGGGAGACUCUCGGGGGAUUGGCCGAUAUGUUUGGGCAGAUGCCAGGCGGUGGGAUUGGAACUGGCCCGGGGGUUAUUCAGGAUAGGUACUCGCCCACUAUGGGACGCCAUCGCACCAACCCGCUCUUCAACGGCCACAGUGGCCACACCGCCCCCCAGCCACAGUCACAGUUCGACGCGGGGCCAAAGUCUUUUGUUAAGUCCAACCAGGUUCAGAACCAGCAUUUCCUCAACCAGAACCAGAACCACCUGGCCCAGCAGCAGGUCCAGUCCAAGGACAUGCCUCCACGAUUCAUAAAGAAAGGACAGCUCAAUGCAGAUGAGAUCAGCCUCAGGCCUGCUCAGUCAUUCCUCCUCAACAAGAACCAGGUACCCAAGCUCCAGCCCCAGAUCCCCACCAUGAUGCCUCCCAGCGCUCAGCCCCCACGCACUCAAACCCCCCCUCUGGGACAGCCUCCACAGCUUGGCCUGAAGACCAACCCUCCGCCCAUCCAAGAGAAACCUCAGAAGAUAAACAAGAAACCUCCUCCUGCCAAGGAGGAGCUGCUUAAAAUGACGGAGGCGAUCGUGACUGAGUUCUUGAACAGCAAGAACCUGACUGAGGCUGUGAGCGGCGCGCGAGAGAUGAAGGCUCCCAAGCACUUCCUGCCGGAGAUGCUGAGUAAGAUCAUUGUGUGCUCUCUGGACCGUCCCGAUGAGGACAAGGAGCACGCUAGCACUCUGAUCCACACGCUCCGCACCGAGGGCCUCAUCACUGGAGAGAACUUCAUGCAGGCUUUCCUCAACGUCCUGGACCAGUGCCCUAAGAUCGAGCUGGACGUACCCCUGGUGAAGUCCUACCUGGCCCAGUUUGCGGCUCGGGCCAUCAUCGCAGAGCUGGUGAGCGUGGCGGAGCUGGCUCACCCGCUGGAGAACGGCACGCACUUCCCCCUCUUCCUGCUCUGCCUGCAACAGACGGCCAAGCUGAAGGACCGAGAGUGGCUCACCGACCUCUUCCAGCAGAGCAAGGUCAACAUGCAGAAGAUGCUCCCAGAAAUCGAUCAGAACAAGGACCGCAUGCUGGAGAUCCUGGAGGGGAAGGGCCUGAGCUUCCUGUUCCCGCUGCUGAAGCUGGAGAAGGAGCUGCUGAAACAGAUCAAGGCAGACCCCUCUCCACAGUCCAUCUACAAGUGGAUUAAAGACAACAUCUCGCCCAAGCUUCACACCGAUAAAGGCUUUGUCAACAUCCUCAUGACCAGUUUCCUCCAGUACAUCUCCCAGGAGCUGUGCAUGGCGGAGGGCGAUGAGCAGCUGGCGGCCCCCUCCAAAGAGCAGCUGGAGCAGGAGAAACAGCUUCUGCUGGCCUUCAAGCCCGUCAUGCAGAAGUUCCUGCACGACCACACCGAGCUGCAGGUCAGCGCCCUCUACGCCUUGCAGGUGCACUGCAACACCAGCACGUUCCCUAAAGGCAUGCUGCUGCGCUACUUUGUCAACUUCUACGACAUGGAGAUCAUUGAAGAAGAAGCCUUCCUUGCAUGGAAAGAAGACAUCACCCAAGAAUUCCCUGGAAAAGGAAAAUCUUUAUUCCAGGUCAACCAGUGGCUCACCUGGCUGGAGACGGCGGAGGAGGAGGAGUCUGAGGACGAAGCCGAUUGAGAAGCCAAGAAGAAGCGUCACGGUGUAGAAGAUCGACCGUAUCUCUAUUAGUACACUCGCCUUUCCUUUAUUUAACUCCAUUCUUAAUUUAACCACUACCACGUGGCACUUACAAAUAUAAACCGAAAGCUUGUACCUGUAGGGCCUCAUGUGUUACCACCCGCACAGCGACGAUGGGCUGUGAGGCAUCAUUUGAUCUGUUGCCUAAAGGAUGUUUGAUUCUGUGUCCUGAUCAGCUACAUGAAUUCUGAAGUCUGGAGUGGCUCAACCAUGUGUUUAUUAUUUUUUUUUCUUUUUGCUCUGACUGAAGUUUAUAACUUUUUUUCACUGUAUUGCAUGUUUGUUUUUUUUCAUUUCCACUCAGUUUUUACUGAGUUAAACCUUCCCCAGUAGCCUUAUUUAAGAAUGCGUAGGCUUUCCUCCCUAAAUAAAUCAAAUUAGUGGUCAUCUUCGCUAAUGCUAGUUAAAAGCAUCCGGCUAUUAACAAAAGGUGUCGUCAGUGACCUGCUACGGUGAUCUUCUGUAAAGGCCCGGCCUGGAUUCCCUUCCAUCACACUCAUGUUAUCCUAGCAGAGGGGAUUUAAGUCACCAAACAGGCUGCAGCGUGAUCCAUAUAGUGAUAAUCAAAGACAAUAUGUGGCAUCAAGCCUUUGUCUCAGAAAGUAUGACGGAUGGCAAGGAGGCUCAUUAAAUUGAGAGCAAAGCAUAAGUUGACAUUAAAUGAAUUAAGAUGCGUUUAGUCAACAUAUGCUUACUAAAAAACCUGUUUACCCUUUUUUUUAUUAUUAUUAAUAAAAGUGCUCUUCGUAGUCGCUGAUGAGCAUCUCCCCUUUUUUUGUGAUUCCUCCCUUCUGUCCCUCUUUUCUUGUCUUUUAUCACCUGAGUGGUUGCAGUACUCAUGAUCCUCCUAAUGUUACAAUAUUUUAAAAAGUUGUAAUCAUUGGUGUGCCGCCGUAACGUUUCAAAGUUGCCUGUGUUUCUACCUCUUAGUUAGAUGGGCUUUUGUUUAGUUUUUUUUUUGUGCUAGGAUAAUGAAAUCUACUAAGAAGAACCUAUAGCCCACGCUGAUGCUGAAGUAUUUGAUUUAGACCUGGCCUAAACUGCACAAUAAAUUCAUCGAAGCAGACCUUUCUCUACGACGCUUCACGUGGUUUACAAGUAUUAAUAUUUAAGCACUUAAGAAAAGCUCGUGAGUUUCAUCUCACCCAGAAUUUGGAGUAACGGUGCGAAUGUUGCCUGCUUAUUUUCAAUCCUCAAUAUGGAAUAUGAAACAAGUGGAUUUUUAAUAUUUUCCUGAAUUGGCAAAAGCAAACCUUUUUGAAUAGGUUGUAAUCGAUUCCCCCCCCUUCACCAAAAUAAGUAAGAAACAUCGACUUUUACCCAAGAAUUGUGCUGACAAGCCAUGUUUAUGUAUAAGGCAAUGGAUUUGGAUCAUAUUGUAAGGUAUUAAAAAUUUACUGUGCACCUCCUAUUGCUUUAAUGUCAAUAAAGUCCAGUACAUGAGCACCAAAA
Molecule: messenger RNA, 4301 nt
Organism: Sebastes umbrosus (honeycomb rockfish)
Lineage: Eukaryota; Metazoa; Chordata; Actinopteri; Perciformes; Sebastidae
Gene: eif4g2b
Product: eukaryotic translation initiation factor 4, gamma 2b
Exons: 20
Coding region: 672-2789 (705 amino acids)
Cellular component (GO): eukaryotic translation initiation factor 4F complex
Molecular function (GO): protein binding; mRNA binding; translation initiation factor activity
Source: RefSeq, a predicted model, not a curated record